Molecule: messenger RNA, 1166 nt
Organism: Salmo salar (Atlantic salmon)
Lineage: Eukaryota; Metazoa; Chordata; Actinopteri; Salmoniformes; Salmonidae
Source: RefSeq, a predicted model, not a curated record
AAACACCUGCAAGACUUCGGUUAGAAGUGAAUCACCUGCCUGGACAUCCUAAGAAGCACCAGAGACCUGCAUUUUGAAGUGGGUUUAAUAAUACUUGUGAAAACUGACUUCAGGUGAUUGAGGAAUCUAGUCGAGAUUAAACAUCAUAGGAAGUUUUAUCAUGUUUCAUUCAGGUCUCUGUUUAAUUAAUUAUAUAAUCUGUUUGUCUUUGACAGGAGAGAGACCAGACUCUCCUUCUGACAGCAGGAAGAGUUCUUCAGAGGAACCAGACCCUGAGAUGUCCAAACCAGCAGGACAACAUCACUGCUCCCAGUGUGGAAAGAGUUUUACUCAGUAAGGGAGCCUGAGAACACAUAAGAGAAUACACACUGGAGAGAAGCCUUACCACUGCUCCUUGUGCGGAAAGAGUUUUAGGUGGUUAGGGAGCGUGGAAAGGCAUGAGAGAACACACACAGGAGAAAAGCCUUUCCAAUGUUCCCAUUGUGGAAAGAGUUGCACCCAGUUAGGGAGCCUGAAGGAGCAUGAGAGAAUACACACAGGAGAAAAGCCUUACCACUGCUCCCACAGUGGAAAGAGUUGCACCCAGUUAGGGAGCCUGAAGGAGCUUGAGAGAAUACACACAGGAGAAAAGCCUUACCACUGCUCCCACAGUGGAAAGAGAUUUACCCGGUUAAGGUACCUGAAAGAGCAUGAAAGAAUACAUACACAUACACAGGAGGAGAAGACAUACCACUGCUCUCAUUGUGGAAAGACAUUUUCCCAGUCAGAGGACCUGAAAUCACAUGAGAGAAUAGAGAGGCUGUGUUCUGACUUAUGUUUUUGAUUGAGAAAUUGUGUUUUUGUUCAUUCUACAUUAAAUAAUAUUGUAUGAAUGAAAUCAUACUGAAAAAUAGGUCUACAUGUUUUUUCCAGCUCAAGACAUGAUCAUGUCGAAAAUCGGAUUAAAAGAGUAAAAAAAAUGUUUUGAUUAUGAACUUAAGAUUGAUUGAAUGCAAGUGUAAACCCCUAAAUGUUGUUCACUAUAUCAUUGGGAUAUUUCAAACAUGUUAAUUAUUAAAUAGAUUGAUAUUAGUAUUUCUUCAUUCAGAUUGUCAUUGUAAAUGCGUAUUGGUUCUCAAUUGACAUAUCUGAUUAAAUAAAUGUGAAAUAAAGUAAAUGCCAUAUUA